Messenger RNA from Antrostomus carolinensis (chuck-will's-widow), 2149 nucleotides. RefSeq names its product kinesin light chain 1. NCBI's taxonomy places the organism in Eukaryota, Metazoa, Chordata, Aves, Caprimulgiformes, Caprimulgidae. The transcript has 13 exons. Gene Ontology annotation, biological process: microtubule-based movement. Bases 12 to 1619 code for a protein of 535 amino acids. The record is from RefSeq and is a predicted model, not a curated record. Gene Ontology annotation, cellular component: cytoplasm; kinesin complex. Gene Ontology annotation, molecular function: kinesin binding.
GGAGCAGGACUAUGUCCACCAUGGUGUACCCAAGGGAGGAGAAACUGGACAAGCUGAGCCAAGAGGAGAUCAUUUCCAACACCAAGCUGGUGAUGCAAGGGCUAGAGGCACUCAAGAAUGAACACAAUUCCAUCCUGCACAGCUUGCUGGAGACCAUCAAGUGCCUGAAGAAAGAUGAAGAAGCCAAUCUCGUGCAUGAGAAAUCCAACCUGCUCCGCAAGUCAGUGGAGAUGAUUGAACUGGGGCUUGGAGAAGCUCAGGUGAUGAUGGCGUUGUCCAACCACCUGAACGCUGUGGAGUCGGAGAAGCAGAAGCUGCGCGCCCAGGUGCGGAGGCUGUGCCAGGAGAACCAGUGGCUGCGCGACGAGCUUGCCAACACCCAGCAGAAACUGCAGCGCAGUGAACAAACCGUGGCUCAGCUGGAGGAGGAGAAGAAACACCUUGAGUUCAUGAACCAGCUGAAGAAGUAUGAUGAGGAUGUCUCCCCUUCGGAGGAGAAGGAGGGUGACUCUGCCAAGGACUCUCUGGAUGAUCUGUUCCCAAAUGAGGAGGAGGAGCACGGUCCUGGAUUGCCCCACCAGCACAGCAGUGCAGUGGCAGCUGCCCAGCAGGGAGGCUAUGAGAUUCCUGCACGCCUGCGCACCCUCCACAACCUGGUCAUCCAGUACGCAUCACAGGGGCGCUAUGAGGUGGCUGUGCCACUCUGCAAGCAGGCGCUGGAGGACCUAGAGAAGACAUCGGGUCAUGAUCACCCUGACGUGGCCACCAUGCUGAACAUCCUGGCGCUGGUGUACAGGGAUCAGAAUAAAUACAAAGAGGCAGCACACCUCUUGAACGAUGCUCUCUCCAUCCGUGAGAAGACUCUGGGCAAAGACCACCCAGCGGUGGCAGCAACCUUGAACAAUCUGGCCGUUCUCUACGGCAAGAGAGGGAAGUACAAAGAAGCAGAACCACUGUGUAAGCGAGCCCUGGAGAUCCGUGAGAAGGUCCUAGGCAAAGACCAUCCUGAUGUAGCCAAGCAGCUGAACAAUCUAGCCCUACUGUGCCAGAACCAGGGCAAGUAUGAUGAGGUGGAGUACUAUUACUGCCGGGCCCUGGAGAUCUAUGAGAGCUGCCUGGGUCCUGAUGACCCCAACGUGGCCAAGACCAAGAACAACCUGGCCUCCUGUUACCUGAAGCAAGGCAAAUACAAAGAUGCAGAGGUGCUGUAUAAGGAGAUCCUUACCCGUGCUCACGUGAAGGAGUUUGGCUCUGUCGAUGAUGAACACAAGCCAAUCUGGAUGCAUGCAGAGGAGAGAGAGGAAAUGAGCAAGAGCAAGCACAGAGACAGUGCUCCGUACGCUGAGUAUGGCGGCUGGUACAAGGCCUGUAAGGUUAGCAGCCCAACUGUGAACACCACUCUGAGGAACCUGGGAGCGCUGUACCGACGCCAGGGCAAGCUGGAGGCAGCUGAGACCUUGGAGGAGUGUGCAGUUCGCUCUCGGCGGCAGGGAAUUGACCCGAUCAACCAGACGAAGGUGGUGGAGAUCCUGAAGGAGGGUGAUGGCACGGAGAGACGUCGGAGCGUGGGGGGCAGCGUCAAGUACGAGAAUGCCACAGACGGUAGCGAGGAAGCUUAAAUGCCUCCCGAGACUCCCUCUUUCCCCUCCACCGCAAUCACCUGGAUGUUUGUGUUGUAUCUUCCGACUUUUCCUCCACACCAUCCCUCCUUCCUCGGCAAGAACUCCACGCCAGUCCCCCAACCCUCCCGGUGCACGAGGGCACCGCGACGCCUCCGGAGGAGUGCCUGGCCAUGUGGCCCAGCUCCAGUCCCGUGGCCAGCAAGAGCAGGAAGAAUCUGCGAGGAGCUGCCUGCUCCCCCAUGCCAGGGCGACGGGCCCCCGUCCCCUUGCAUGUCCCCACCCCCAGCCUGCCCUUGCACAUCCCUGGGGACCAGGCCUGCGGGGAAUUGUCUUCACUCCAGGCAUGCCGACUCCACCGCCAUUAGACAUCCUCAACCCUCCUAGCUUGUUCCCUCCAUCUCUGCAGAUGCCAGGAGGGAGGCACGAAGAUGGGGGGGCUGUUUUGGGACAGAGAGGCCUGGCCUUGCCAGGGCUGUCAUGUGCCCCUUUGCUUUCUUCCCUGUAGGCUUGGCUGAUGUUAGCGCCCU